AUGGAUGAAAACCUGCAGGGCCAGGCUUCGCGAGGGGGAGGAUGGCACAGCGCACAGUGGGAGUCGGCAGAGGUGGGCCGGCUGAGCGCAGGAGGCCUCCCUGUGCCAGACCCACCCCCUCCGCCGCCCCUGCCCGCACCCGGAGGGCGGGGCCGCGGUCCUCUGGUGCUCACGCCACCCCUGGCGUGGCGGGCAGGUGGGGACAGGACCCUCUCCAAGGCCACGAUGGAGAUCUGCCCCACACCCACCCUGGCCACCUCUCUGAGGACCCUGCCCUGCCCUGGAGAGAAGGAGGAACGAGGCCCAAGGACGACCUGUGUCCUGUGGGAAAAGCUAGUGGAGAAGAAAGGAACCCUAGAGAGAAGGCUGUGGAGCUCGGAGCGCUAUGUGGAGAAUUUGCUGUCAGAGAUCAAGCGCCCAGAGUCAAGAGCAGCCAAGGGUGGGCCGACCAAGGGAGGUCCUCACUGCAGCUGCUCUCUUGCAGGGAAGGACUUGGAGCCCAAUGGCCAGCCGCUGCCGAGGGACGAAGGGCCCCCGACCCCGGGCUCUGCCACCAAGGGGCCACCGGCAAACCGCCGAGCCUCCCCUCCCUCUGCCUUUGCCUCGGCGCUCCCUCCACCAGGGCCUCAGUUUCUCUAUCUGUUAAAGGACCGCAGCCCCUUCCAGCCCCAGAUCCUGGAUUACUGCUCUCAGCCCGUGCAGCGUGUCCAGCGGGCCUGGCAGGCUAUCCGCGGGACGCUGAAGAGCUGGACCAAGCUGUGGUGCGUGCUGAAGCCUGGCGUGCUGCUCAUCUACAAGACGCCCAAGGUGGGCCAGUGGGUGGGCACCGUCCUGUUGCACUGCUGCGAGCUCAUCGAGCGGCCCUCCAAGAAAGACGGCUUCUGCUUCAAGCUAUUCCACCCGCUGGACCAGUCCGUCUGGGCCGUGAAGGGCCCCAAAGGCGAGAGUGUGGGCUCCAUCACACAGCCCCUCCCCAGCAGCUACCUGAUCUUCAGGGCCGCCUCAGAGUCCGAUGGCCGCUGCUGGCUCGACGCCCUAGAGCUGGCUCUGCGCUGUUCCAGCCUCCUGCGACUCAGCUCGUGCAAGCAGGGCCGUGACGGGGAGCCCGGGUCCUCGCCGGAUGCGUCGCCCCCCUCGCUCUGCGGGCUGCCCCCCUCGGCCACCAUCCACGACCAAGACCUGUGCCCGCUGAAUGGCUCCUCCCUGGAGAACGACGCUUUCUCGGACAAGUCGGAGAGGGAGAACGCAGAGGAGUCGGACAACGAGGCCCAGGACCACAGCGGAAAGACGAACGAGAGCAGGAGUGUCCAGUCGGAGACCCUGGAGGGCCUGGCGCCCGGGGGGACCACGUAUGUGGAGCAGGUCCACGAGGAGUUUGGGGAGCUGGGCCAGGCCUCCCAGGUGGAGACUGUGUCCGAGGAGAACAAAAGUCUGAUGUGGCUUCUGCUGAGGCAGCUGCGGCCGGGCAUGGACCUGUCCCGCGUGGUGCUGCCCACCUUCGUGUUAGAGCCCCGCUCCUUCCUGGACAAGCUCUCAGACUAUUACUUUCACGCCGACCUGCUGUCCAGGGCCGCCCUGGAGGAGGACGCCUACAGCCGCAUCAAGCUUGUACUGCGGUGGUACCUGUCAGGCUUCUACAAGAAACCCAAGGGGAUCAAGAAGCCGUACAACCCCGUCCUGGGGGAGACCUUCCGCUGCCGCUGGUUCCACCCCCACACCAGCAGCCACACCUUCUACAUCGCGGAGCAGGUGUCCCACCACCCGCCCGUGUCCGCCUUCCAUGUCAGUAACAGGAAGGACGGCUUCUGCAUCAGCGGCAACAUCACAGCCAAGUCCCGGUUUUACGGGAACUCCCUGUCGGCUCUGCUGGACGGCAAGGCCACGCUCACGUUCCUGAACCGUGCGGAGGAUUACACCCUCACCAUGCCCUACGCCCACUGCAAAGGAAUCCUGUAUGGCACCAUGACCAUGGAGCUGGGAGGCAGAGUGACCAUCGAGUGUGAGAAGAACAACUUGCAAGUUGAGCUGGAAUUCAAGCUUAAGCCUUUCUUCGGGGGCAGCACCAGCAUCAACCAGAUCUCGGGGAAGAUCACGUCCGGAGAGGAGGUCCUGGCCCAUCUCACCGGUCACUGGGACAGAGAAGUGUUUAUCAAGGAGGAGGGCCGAGGAAGCACCGAGCUCUUCUGGAACCCGAGUGGGGAGGUCCGGGGGCAGAGGCUGAAGCGGCACACGGUGCUAUUUGAGGAGCAGACCGAGCUGGAGUCGGAGAGGCUCUGGCAGCACGUCACCAGGGCCAUCGGCGAGGGCGACCAGCACAAGGCCACACGGGAGAAGUUUUUGCUGGAGGAGGCACAGCGGCAGCGGGCUCGCGAGCGCCAGCAGAACCUCACGCCCUGGAAACCGCAGCUGUUCCGCCUGGACCCCGCCACCCAGGAGUGGCGCUACCUGCACGAGGACCACAGCCCCUGGGAUCCCCUGAAGGACAUCAGCCAGUUUGAGCAAGACGGGGUCUUGCACACCGUACAGCGGGGGACCACGGCCCACCGGACCGCCUUCCUGGGCAGCCCGGGGCCCAGGCACCAGCUGGAGGCCGGCAAGGCAGCCACGGGCAGUGACAGCAAGGCAGGGGUGGCCCCAGUCUCCCAGCAGGCAGGCCAUGCCCUCGUCCACAUGACACCCCUGACUCGCCCCCUCAGCCCUGAUCACCUGACGGGCGCAAUUCCCAGCCACUCCACUCCUGAUGCCCCCCCUUGGCUGUCAGCCGCCUUCCACGCAGAGAUGGGAGACCAGCGGGCCGUUGCUCCCUUCUCCAGAGCUGUCCUGGCAUGUUCCGUGGCUGCCGUGUCCGCGUGGGGCUGUACAUCCCCGGCAGGGUCCCCCUGGGCUCAGCUGGAGCACGAGGGGCCAGCGGGGGGUGUGGGUGGGCACAGGCGGGCCCCAAAGCGGCAGUGGCUCCCUGGCCUUUCUAGGGGCCUGGCCCACACCGGCAUGGCUCCUGCAAGGCUGGGAAGGACCAGCUGUCCGGCCAGGUCAAUGGAGAGCAGCUCCAUGCCUGAGUCCUGCCCAGAGCCUGACGAAGAGGAGGAGGACGGUGACUUAUCCCGUGAGCCUCCUGAGCUGGGGCAGGUGAGGGCUGCCAGGUAA
Messenger RNA from Puma concolor (puma), 3144 nucleotides. The record is from RefSeq and is a predicted model, not a curated record. NCBI's taxonomy places the organism in Eukaryota, Metazoa, Chordata, Mammalia, Carnivora, Felidae.